AUGGGUGAAGAUGUCGCGGAAAGAGCGGCCUCUCCAUACCAUAUGACAGAGCAAGCCUACAUUCAAGGAGACAGGUUAACUUGGGCACCGGUAGCUUUCGCAUCCACAUAUACAGUUAAACUUUCUUACAACAGCACUGGAUUUCUUUUAAUCGACAUCGACGGGCAUAACGACAGUUAUAUUCAAACAUCUCUUGGUCAUCUGGCUUUCGGAAGAUAUUAUAAUGUUAGCAUCAUUGCUGUAAAUGCGUUUGGGAAUGGACCAGAGUAUACAAGCAUUUUGGAGUCAGGCUAUCCCUAUCAAGUCAAGGAUGUAGUCCAAGUAUUUUCCAACAUAACAACAACGUCCAUAACAUUGAAUUGGACGAAGCCUGGUGUUGGUAAUGCGGGUAUUGCAGAUAGCUAUGUUAUCAAUAUCAGUGCCAGUGCCGGAGACUGGUCAAAAGAAUACUUUUGUUCGAGUCCACCUUGUUAUAUAAACGGGCUUGAACCAGGUUCAUACUAUAAGGCGGUCGUACAAGGAGUUAAUGUGAAUGGAAGAGCUCACAAUAAUCCUGGAAUCACCCGAGCCGAGCUGAUUGAUGGUUACGUAUAUGUUGAAUGGAUCACAUCUGCAACUUGCUCUUACUACAUUGCAUACAUUGGGAUACAAAUGAUAAACGCUUCCUCUUCUCCGAUCGUGGUCAAAUAUGAUGAUGUUGUUUUACCGUCAUCUACGUAUGCUAUGAUUUAUGUCCUAACGAGCGGACCACAUUAUCUUCCACAUCUUUCAAGUGCAAUCGUGAUUUUACAGCCAGAGAUGCCUGUUUCCAUAUACAACGUUAGCAGUAGUAAAGCUAUUCUACCUUACUACUUCACACCAAGUACCGAUAUCACGGGCGACACCUAUAUUUAUAUGAGUGAUCCAUGUGAUCUUGAAUGUGCUGGAAAUGCAACAUACCAAGUCGACACAGAAACUAACGAACAAUCAUGUCAUUGUGACGAAAGUUUUUUCGGAAAUGGAAGCAUACAAUGUACAGCAUACUGCAAUGCAACCGAAAUGAACGGCUACAGCUUUCCAGAAGGAUUUCCAGAGUACACUGUUUAUUCACAAGAAACUUGCGAUUCAGGCCGAGCUCGUGCGUCACUGAGUUGCUCUAUUUACGUCAUUGCCGGAGAGUAUAUUACAACAUUUGAAGGGUUUGUGGAAACAGACUGCGAUACAACAAUAGCAAAUACUACUGCCUCGGUCAACACAUCCUCGUCACAAGAAGUCGAAGAUGCUUUCGCAGAAAUUCAAUUGCUGACGUCAGACCCAGAAGCAAUCAGCGAAGAAGAUGUCGAAACUAUAGUCGUUUUCUACGAAGAAGUUGCGAAUUCUGGCGUCAAGAUUACCAAAUCAACCUGGCGAGAUUGCGUGUUAACUGCAAGUCAUUUAACUCAAUAUUACAUCAUUUCAAAUCCAUCAAAUACGGAACAGGAAAUCAAAAAUAAAGAAUCUCUGCUGGCUUCUCUCCCAGUCAUAGGAAGAAAUCUCGACAUGAGCCGUACAUUAGGACAAAAGGAGGAUUCAAAUUUUGAAACAUCUUCACCCGAUAUUUCUUCCAAGGUAACGGAUACAUUAGUUUGCAAUGAAACAAAUGAAUAUAACAUCAUUUCAUAUUCGCCGGAAUUUUUCGAGAUAUCGACUAAUUCCUCAGCCGGCACCAUAUAUCCAGUCACUAUCAACGUUCCAGCCGAAGCAUUGAUGGUUGCUAAAACAACAUUAGCAAACGGUUCCAGCAACCGAGGAGAUUGCAUGAAUAUUCGAUCUGUGUUCUUUGUUCAUCGAUAUAGUGUUUUGUUUGUUUCUUCCACAGAUCAGACAACAGAAUGGAUCUCAACAGUUGAACUCGGAGACCUGGAUCAAACAGUUAACAAUAUAAAGUUACAAAAUACCACAGUUGAAAUUGAUGGGAACUAUUUAUCAGACAUCGAGAUUUCUUCAGAUCAAUAUCUUUCUUGCAUGUAUUGGGACGUGGAGCAAUCAUAUUGGACAACUGAGGGAUGCCAUAUUUUUUAUUCAGAUAACACUGCAUAUCCAACAACGUGUAAAUGUGACCACUUGACUUCGUUUGCAGUACUUGUAAUGGCGUUCAAAGAUUUGACGAAAUGUGGACUUGACGCUCUACCGACUGGUAUAGGCUGCUUGAUAUCUAUUGGUGGACUUGUAGUUACGUUUAUAUGCAUCGUGGCCUUUAAAAAACUUCGUUCCAGAUCCUCCAUGCAUAUCAUUUUGCAUUUAUGUUUCUGUCUCGCCUCAUCGUAUUCAAUAUUUGUCGCUGGCAUAGAACCUAGGUAUACAGAAAACAAUGCUGUAGUGAGAGAAGGACUAUGCAACGCGAUGACAAUUAUGCUACAUUUUUUCCUCCUUUGUUCGUGGUGCUGGAUGGCUGUGUAUGCACACAGUUUGUGGUUUAAAAUCGUGCGGGGUGUAAAAAAUUUCGGAAAAUCGUAUAAUGUAUUACUGGCAUGUGUAUUUGCUUACGGAGUGCCUACUGUUAUAGUUGCAUUGAAUGCAGGAAUAGUAUUAGGACACAUCGAUAAAAUGAAAAACAACGGCCAAAACAGUAGUGAAGACUGCCAAGAAAACAAUGAUGAUCAAUUGAAUCCAUCAGAAUACCGUUCAGAUGAUUUGUGUUGGUUGACCGGUUUAUCGUUAAUCGUUGGGUUUUUAACUCCAGUUAUCACCCUACUUUUGUACAAUAUCGCCGUAUUUAUUGCUGUUUUUUCGAAACUAACAUGCUUGAGAGAAAAGAUAUCUUCAUCUAAAAAGGAUCAAAGCUUCCCACACCAUUUACUAAAUGCAGUUGCUUUAACAACAACAAUGGGUUUUUCGUGGGCGUCGGCUUUUCUUAUGUUACUUGUUGAAGACGAUAGCGAAGGACUAUGCGCCAUGGCUUGGAUAUUUUCUAUCAUCACUUCACUACAGGGAUUUCUGAUUUUUCUAUUGGUAUGUGUCCGUGAAUUAGUACGAUUUAUUCCUCACAAACGCCCGUAUUCUGAUGCACUGAACCAACCGAAUAACGGGACAGGCAGUGACACUUUACCAGCAAAUUCAGCACAAAAAGGAAGCAAAGAAAAGUGAUUGCUGGCGUGAUUAGAUGAGAAUGUCUCGUGAUUGGAAUAUUAAAAUAACAGAAAGUGCAAUAUAUUGCCAUCUUAACGAGAUAGCGACGCUCAAAUAUAUGGACAUGAAAAUUGCGCACCCGUAUCUGAAGGCCGCAGCGGAAAACCAAGUUUUCUGAAAAUAUAGGUGGCUAAGUAUGCCGGAUUGGAGUGUUCCCAUGCGCCGU
This is a messenger RNA of Styela clava, 3313 nucleotides long. The record is from RefSeq and is a predicted model, not a curated record. NCBI's taxonomy places the organism in Eukaryota, Metazoa, Chordata, Ascidiacea, Stolidobranchia, Styelidae.